CAGCGGGCUUCCGUACCGCUCCGUCUACCGCUGUCAAAUAAGGGACACAGCCGCCAGCUAGCGCUAUGUUAUCGCGAUCCAGAUGUGUUUACCGGACGUUUGGCCGAUCUCUGUCAGCGGUGCACCAGGCCAAUAAUGUGCUCGUCCGACAAAGUGCAUCAGGUCUGUCCGUCUGCAGCCGGCUAGUUUACAGGAAUUCUCAGCCAUGUGAAUUUCCAUCAUCAGCUAAUGUCUUCCACAUCAGAUACUUCAAGACAUCUGCUGUUCACAGGGAUGAGGUAGUCACAGUCAAAACUCCUGCAUUUGCAGAAUCUGUUACAGAGGGGGAUGUGAGGUGGGAGAAAGCUGUGGGCGACUCGGUGAAAGAAGACGAGGUGGUGUGUGAAAUUGAGACUGACAAGACCUCAGUACAAGUCCCCUCUCCAGCAGCUGGUGUCAUUGAGGAACUGCUGGUGCCUGAUGGAGGGAAGGUUGAAGGAGGGACGCCCCUCUUCAAACUCCGGAAAGGAGCCGCUGCUGCCGCCAAAGCAGCCCCUCCCCCAGCUGCAGAGGCACCAGCUGCAGCCCCUCCACCGCCACCACCUCCACCUCCAGCUUCAGCCCCCACUGCCAUGCCUCCAAUGCCACCACCAGCUGCCCAACCAAAACCUGUUUCUCCUGUGAAGCCCACUGCUCCAGCACCAGCUCCUUUAACAGUAGGAGCCAGAGGAGAAAACAGGGUGAAGAUGAACCGUAUGAGGCUGAGGAUCGCCCAGAGGCUAAAGGAGGCUCAGAACACCUGCGCCAUGUUGACCACCUUCAACGAGGUGGACAUGAGCAACAUUCAGGAGAUGAGGACAGUCCAUAAGGAUGCUUUCUUGAAGAAACACAGCGUCAAACUGGGUUUUAUGUCUGCGUUUGUGAAGGCUGCAGCAUACGCUCUGACUGACCAACCUGCUGUCAAUGCCGUUAUUGAUGAUACAACCAAAGAGAUUGUCUACAGGGAGUACGUAGACAUCAGUGUUGCUGUGGCAACUCCAAAGGGGCUUGUUGUCCCAGUGAUCCGUAAUGUUGAGACCAUGAACUUCACUGACAUCGAGAAAGCCAUUAAUGCAUUGGGAGAAAAGGCUCGUAAAAACGAGCUUGCUGUUGAAGAUAUGGAUGGAGGCACCUUCACCAUCAGCAACGGAGGCGUGUUUGGAUCAAUGUUUGGAACGCCCAUCAUCAACCCCCCACAAUCUGCCAUCCUGGGCAUGCAUGGCAUCUUUGAGCGACCUGUGGCCAUCAAUGGCAAGGUCGAGAUCCGGCCCAUGAUGUACGUGGCGCUGACGUACGACCACCGACUCGUUGACGGCAGAGAAGCGGUGACUUUCUUACGCAAGAUCAAAGCGGUGGUGGAAGAUCCAAGAGUGUUGCUUCUGGACAUGUGAUGUUUCUCCCACCACAUUACUCUCAUUUAAAGAUAGCUCAGCUGCAUAAAGUUCCACGUCACAAAAGAAACGCACAAAUUGUACAAAAUCACCUACACCGCUUCUGUUGUCUCUUUAACUGUUCAGUCAGACUGCAGCAGGACAUUUAAGUCUUGUUCCAACACUCCAUAUGGAGCUUUUAAUACGUGGUAUUAUCUGUAGAGUAACUUGAAGUAUCUGAAAACACGGGCCUUGGAUAAAUCAACCAAGCUAAAAGAUUGCCAUCUUCUAUCAGUAAUUGUUUUUGCUACAUUUGAAUAUAAUAGUCACAUUUACAUUACAUGUCUUAAACAUUCGCAUAUACAGGCUUAAAAUGUUAAAGAUAACUCACUUAUGGGUGUGUUGCUGUUAUACACAUGUGCUCCUCAGCUGAAGCAGCAACAUAGCAACAUAUGAAGCAGCAGACAAAUACUUGCUACAUCCUUGGCAUAGUUGUGUAAUCAUGAAACAAAAUGACUUCUCCAGGCAACAGUUGGCUGCAUGACUUUCUCCCUUGCUUGUUAGUUGGUGCUCCUGGGCCACUUUUCCCACAGCGGGGCCAAGCAGAGCUGACUCAGAUUAGUUCAAGAUGUUUUUAAUGUUAACACAGGAUUGAAAGAAUUCCUCGGUUUGCUGCUAGUCAUUGUUGCCAUCAACAGUCUGGGAAAAGUAAUCAGCGACCUGUCUGACGAGCAUGUGUUCGGAUCACUUAUGUCCCUGCUUGACAUCGUCAUCCGUGUCCUGUCUUUUUAUUUUAAUUUGUGUUAAACCUUGCCUUGCUGUUGUUGGGCAGAUUCUUUGGCCAUCAAAAUCUAAAAAUGUUGAUCAAACUGUUGUGAGCUUUUAGUAAAACUGACACAUGAAUUCACUGUUCAUUAUCAGAAACUGUACAAAACAAACCAGACACUGUUUGUUUUUUAAUAUACAUAUAUAAAUAUAUAUAUACACACACAUACAUACAGUAUACAUACAGUAUACAUACAGUAUAUAUAUAUAUAUUGUUUAUGGGCGAUAUGUUGGGAGUAAUGUUCAAAACGCACAAUUUGGCAGCAGGUUUUUAUGUUGAGCUCCAAUGUUGGAUUUUCAUUGUACUAUCCUAUAUAUAAAAUACUUGUAUCUAUUUAAAGAAACAAUUUUAAACAUUAAACAUCUCAAGAGUUUUAUGUA
Morone saxatilis (striped sea-bass) is the source of this 2594-nucleotide messenger RNA. Its product is annotated as dihydrolipoyllysine-residue succinyltransferase component of 2-oxoglutarate dehydrogenase complex, mitochondrial-like. The transcript is spliced from 15 exons. The coding region runs from base 66 to 1409 and encodes 447 amino acids. Gene Ontology annotation, cellular component: oxoglutarate dehydrogenase complex. The record is from RefSeq and is a predicted model, not a curated record. Gene Ontology annotation, biological process: tricarboxylic acid cycle. Gene Ontology annotation, molecular function: dihydrolipoyllysine-residue succinyltransferase activity. NCBI's taxonomy places the organism in Eukaryota, Metazoa, Chordata, Actinopteri, Moronidae.